Molecule: messenger RNA, 1032 nt
Organism: Rubroshorea leprosula
Lineage: Eukaryota; Viridiplantae; Streptophyta; Magnoliopsida; Malvales; Dipterocarpaceae
Source: the annotation of a GenBank genome assembly
CAUACAAUGAUCUUGAUUAUUUGUUUUAGCUCUUUGGUGGGUUUGUAGAUGUGGUUAAAGUUUUGUUUUCUUAAGUUUUGGAAAGGGAAUUAAAUGUUUCCUGUUGAGUCAAUUAACUAGGGAGAUUUCUGUUUUACAUCUCUAGCCUUUUGCUAUUUCUCUUUUGUUUCUAGACGGUCAGGUUAGUUAGAUCUUUGAGCUCUGUUUUCCCCGAUUUUUGUCUAGCUGUUUUAUACGCUUUGAAAAUUUUAUCUGCUUAAUAUUGAAAACUGUUUACAAUUUCUACUGGUUUACAUAUUGAUAGGAAGACUUCACAUUUUAUGUUUGUAAAUUGGUUUGGGUAAUCUUGUUUGUUAUGUCAGGAGAUGUACUUUUAAAUAUGUUGCCUGUCUUGUCAGUUUGUAUUUCACUUUGUGGUUAUGGAAUUCUCUACAUCGUGUGUUAUGCAAGGCUACAGCUAAAUCUAAUUAGAAGUGCAGUUGAUGGGAGAUAUUCGGUGGCUCUGGCAGGACAUGUUCUUCCAGGUGCAUAAUUUACUUCUUUGGCACUAGAAGCUUUACCUUGGUCUCUAUUUUUUUUUUCUUUUUUUCUUUUUUUAUGAUUUAUCCAUCCCCUGGGUCUUAUUUUGAUGGCAAUAGAAGAUUGUUUUCUUUGACUUCAUUCAUGCAUAGGUACAUUCAUUCCCUUUUAUCCUCCUUUAUUCCUUUAUUAUUUAUUCAUACAUUCAUGCAUGCAUUGAUCUGCCUUUGAAUUGUUUAUUUUUAGGUCUUUUCAAGUGAGUUUAGUUUGAGGUUUGGGUUUUUGUAAGCUAGCAAAAAGGGGGGCUGGUGAUACAAGCUCUAGUUUUGAUUUUGGCAACACAUAAAUCUUAGAAUUACCCUUCAAAGAAAUUGUGUACGAAAAGUUUGAAAAGGGGAGAGUUUUCCAUCAAUUUGUUUAUGUACCAGAUUCCCUAACAGUUACCCCAAGGUGUUUUCUUCUCUCUUAGGGUUCAUCCCCAUCCAUCUCUACUCCACGUACUGUGCUUCCUAU